This is a messenger RNA of Salvia splendens (bonfire salvia), 660 nucleotides long. RefSeq lists its product as uncharacterized. Bases 1 to 660 code for a protein of 219 amino acids. Lineage: Eukaryota; Viridiplantae; Streptophyta; Magnoliopsida; Lamiales; Lamiaceae. The record is from RefSeq and is a predicted model, not a curated record. The transcript has 2 exons.
AUGCCGACGAAGAGAAGAGAUCCAGGAGGUUGCAUCAUACCAUGUGAAAUUGGUAACACGAUUUUCACAAAGUGUUUAUUGGACCAAGGUUCAGGGAUCUCACUGAUGACAUUGAAAACUGCUCGUGCCAUUGGUUUGGGGGAAAGAAUGGAGCCUAUCGACAUCACUCUACAAUUGGCUGACCACUCCAUAGUAAAGCCCACUGGAAUUGUUGAGGAUAUCUUGGUUAAAAUCGAUAAGUUCAUCAUUCACGUUGAUUUUAUUGUGCUCGACAUGCCAGAAGAUAGAGAAGUGCCAAUUUUGUUUGGUAGACCAUUUCUAGCAACGGAAGAUGUAUUGCUUGGAGCAAAGGAUAACUCUGUUACAUUCAGAAUUAAUGGUGAGCAACUGACCAUCAAUGUUGAGAAGGCCUAUGUUGGUGGUGAUAGUGGUAAGAAAGCAAGAGAGGUGGUCACACUAGAGAGUCCGAAAGUGUGGAACGAGGAUGAAGAAGGGUGGGAGGGGUACAAGCAAUGCGAGCAAGUCACUAUCGAGGUGUGCGAGGACUUGGAGAAGCAAAAUGAGGCAUUGCUCACCGAGUCGGAGAGGCAAAAUGCAGCGCCUCGCGCUAAGUUAGUGAGGCAAAAUGCGGAGUUGAGCGCGUAUUUUGAGAAAAAGUGA